GCCCCUUUUCGUCGCCGAACCUUCGUAUUUAAUUCAUUGACGUGGCUUCCGCCAUAAUAGCACUGUAUGUCUUGAGAUCUGAGCCAAGACACAGAAUACUGGAAUUGUCUGGCUCUUUGUUGUCAUUGUUUUCUCCUCAUAAACAACAAUGGUUCUCUUAGCAGCAGCAGUUUGUAACAAGAGUGGCAAAGCCAUAAUUUCUCGACAGUUUGUCGAGAUGACAAGGGCCCGAAUCGAAGGUCUUCUGGCUGCCUUCCCCAAACUAAUGAGCAGCGGCAAACAACACACAUUUGUGGAGACAGAGAGUGUAAGAUAUGUGUAUCAACCUCUGGAGAAACUUUACAUGUUACUUAUCACCACAAAAGCCAGUAACAUCCUUGAAGACUUGGAGACCCUUCGCCUCUUUGCUAAAUUGAUUCCAGAGUAUUGCCGUAAUAUGGACGAGAGUGAAAUUAUCGAGCAGUCCUUCUCACUGAUAUUUGCCUUUGAUGAGAUUGUUGCCCUUGGUUACCGAGAGAACGUGAACAUUGCACAGAUUCGCACUUUUACAGAGAUGGAUUCACACGAAGAACGAGUGUUCAUGGCUGUUAGACAGACUCAAGAGAAAGAGGCUCGUGACACAAUGAUGAAGAAGGCUGAAGAACUACGCCGCAUGAAGACAAAAAGUGGUGGCAGCAACAUGCGGUCACCUGGAUUUGGUGGAGGCUUUGGUAGUAACAGCAGUGGGGGCCGCAUGGAAUCCCCCAUUAUCGAUACCACUAUUAAUGACACUGUUAAAUCAUCAUACACUGCUCCUAGCAAACCAUUGGGUCCAAGUAAAGCGAUGAAACUUGGUAGCAAGACUAAAGACGUUGAUUCUUUUGUGGAUCAACUCAAAUCAGAAGGCGAGACUGUCACCUCAAGCAACCAUUCCUCAUCUACUAUAAACAAGGUCUCUACACCAACUGUUAACCAGGAAAAUGUCCAUUUGCGAAUAGAAGAGAAAAUAGUUGUACAAGCUGGGCGUGAUGGUGGCUUACAGAAUUUGGAAGUGUUUGGUUUAGUGAAGUUAAAGGUUGCAGAUGACAAGUUUGGAAAAAUCAAAGUUGCCAUUUUGAAUAAUGAUACCAAAGGAAUUCAACUUCAGACCCAUCCCAACAUUGACAAGAAGUUAUUCAGUACUUCAUCCUACAUUGGUUUGAAAAAUUCUGAGAAACCAUUUCCUUUACACCAAGAUAUUGGAGUCUUAAAAUGGCGUUUCCAGACACAAGAUGAGGCUUUCAUUCCUUUGUCAAUAAAUUGCUGGCCCUCAGAAACUGGAUCUGGCUGUGAUGUCAACAUAGAAUAUGAACUGGAACAGCAGAACUUAGAACUAAAUGAUGUUGUUAUAACUAUACCAUUGCCGUCUGGUGUUGGAUCUCCAAUUGUUGGUGACUGUGAUGGAAACUAUACAUAUGAGCGCAGCAACAACCAGUUGCUAUGGAACUUACCACUUAUUGAUGCUGCAAACAAGUCUGGCAGUAUGGAAUUCAGCAUCAAUGGACAUCCAGAAGAUUUCUUCCCUGUCAAAGUGUCUUUUGUCUCCACAAAAUCGUACUGUGACAUUCAGAUCUCUGAAGUGAUCACCACAGAUGAUGAACCUGUGAAAUAUUCUUCUGAAGUCGUAUUCUACGUUGACAAAUAUGAAAUUGUGUAAAGGACAUCAGCUGCUUGCUUUGAUUGGGGUGGGGUUCACUUAAGUCUCUCUCUCUCUCUCCCUCUUUCACAUAUAGACACACACAUACAUAUUCUCUCUAUCUCUUCCCUUUUUUCACAUACACACAAAUGCACACACACACACAUACACACCUCACUAUCUCUCUGUCUC
Molecule: messenger RNA, 1846 nt
Organism: Octopus sinensis (East Asian common octopus)
Lineage: Eukaryota; Metazoa; Mollusca; Cephalopoda; Octopoda; Octopodidae
Product: coatomer subunit delta
Exons: 12
Coding region: 149-1675 (508 amino acids)
Biological process (GO): endoplasmic reticulum to Golgi vesicle-mediated transport; Golgi localization; retrograde vesicle-mediated transport, Golgi to endoplasmic reticulum
Cellular component (GO): COPI vesicle coat; cytosol
Source: RefSeq, a predicted model, not a curated record